AACAGCUACCAAUAAGCUCUCAUACGAAGCACACGUUCUUCUCGGUAGAAAUAUUUAUUUAUAUUUCACAAAGUUUUUUAAAAUAGGACGCAGUUAUAUUUGAAAUAGGAGUCAUUAAAUAAACAUCGUCGUUGACGGUGAUAGAGAUGGACAUGUACCAAGCUUUGACGUCGUCGCACGACCACAAUCCCAGCUUUCGUGAAAGUUAUCCAGAUUAUUGUCAACGAAUAAAAAUCCAAGAUGCUAACGGCGUGGUCAAGGAGCUGGUCUUCCCCAAAGCGCUGGACCUGGAUCGUCCCAAGCGCACGCGCACCACGUUCUCCACGGACCAGCUGGGUCAGCUGGAGACGGAGUUCCAGAGGAACCAGUAUCUGGUGGGCAAGGAGAGGACGGAGCUGUCGGCGCGCCUGCAGCUAUCGGAAACACAGGUCAAAGUUUGGUUCCAGAAUCGUCGAACGAAGUACAAACGCGACAAGGAACGGGAAGCGGAAGUGGUGGACUCCAACGCAGAAUCAGUGGCCACUCAAAACAUUCUUCGAAUCUUACAGUCGAGAGACAUGCCCAGAACUCCCGCACCGAGACGAGAACACAAGACACCGCUAGUACACCCACCCGUUCUUCCGUCCAUCCACUAUAACCCAUACGUGUCAUACGGGCUUCCAGGAUUUCCUCCAGAGUCAUUUCCCCUUGGAUAUAAUGAUUUCUAUAGAUCAGCGCAGUCAUCUACAGGAUAGCAACUGGCGGAUCCAACAAAUCCAUUUGGGGGAGGGGCAGUGACAUGUGGCAGAAGGCCACAAACGUUACCGAGGGGAUUAAUUGAAUUCUCCAACGAAAAAAAAAGAAAAAAGAAAAAAAUAGAACUGUCGCAAAAUGUAGGCCAUGGGGAUGGCCCCUCUUAGAUCCGCCACUGAAUAGUGAUAAAAAGUGUUUAUAACCAUCACCACCACCACCCCACCUGCAUCCCUCCUAAUAAAAGAAGGGGAAAGAACCAUGUUAGAUAGUGACGAUAUAGCGUGUGAACCGAAACGUAUUUAAGUAGAACUCUCUUGAUUUAGGAGACGAAAUCCUGACUGUACAAUGAGGACUUGUGUACGUGAUUGCUUGUGUCAUUAUUAAUUAUUUGUUACCAAUAAAGCUAUCAAAUAUC
Messenger RNA from Gigantopelta aegis, 1147 nucleotides. Its product is annotated as ventral anterior homeobox 2-like. Bases 147 to 734 code for a protein of 195 amino acids. Lineage: Eukaryota; Metazoa; Mollusca; Gastropoda; Neomphalida; Peltospiridae. Gene Ontology annotation, molecular function: DNA binding; DNA-binding transcription factor activity, RNA polymerase II-specific. The record is from RefSeq and is a predicted model, not a curated record. The transcript has 3 exons. Gene Ontology annotation, biological process: neuron differentiation; regulation of DNA-templated transcription; central nervous system development.